Molecule: messenger RNA, 3324 nt
Organism: Glycine soja
Lineage: Eukaryota; Viridiplantae; Streptophyta; Magnoliopsida; Fabales; Fabaceae
Product: fanconi-associated nuclease 1 homolog
Exons: 6
Coding region: 106-726 (206 amino acids)
Biological process (GO): interstrand cross-link repair
Cellular component (GO): nucleus
Molecular function (GO): 5'-3' exonuclease activity; 5'-flap endonuclease activity; flap-structured DNA binding
Source: RefSeq, a predicted model, not a curated record
CUCGUAUUAGACUUCAUAGUUUACAACGUUGUCAUUUUUAUCGGAUUUUUUUCACUUUCUAAUCUCUCUGUCUACCUCCCUUAAACCCACCCCUCUCCUCUUGCCAUGCUAGCCUCUCCUUCAGAGAACCGAACCAGAUGCAGGAAGCGUAAGAGAGAUUCGCCAAUCAGCCGGCGCCACCAGAAGCACGAGGAGGAGGAGGACGAUGACGAUGAAAACCCAAAUGCGGAGGAAGACCUCGCCGAACGAGACUACGAUUCGGAGGACCAAACGCACCACAACCACCCUAAUUCGCAACCUCAUGUGGAGACGGAGGUCCUCUCCGACCACGGCGUUCAGAUGUCGCAGUUCCCGCCAGUGAUAAAGCACUCCGUGAAUCGCCCUCACUCCUCCGUCACCACAAUUGUUGCUCUCGAGCGUGCCCUCCAUGGAAUCGCCCUCACUAGAUUUCAGUUUUUGAAUUUACAGAAUGCUCCUUUAGAUUUUGGUACUGAUGACUUUUAUAUUGCAAGAAAGAGUAGCAUAGAAUCCCAUCUGCAGCAAAUUCGUGAUGGCAUGGCUGAGGAGUUUCUUAUUAAGUCAUGGGAAACACAUAUUGGAACAACAUGUAGAGGAGUUAAUUGGGGCUGCCAUUCUUUAGAUGAGCUUCGCGCUGAUGUUUCUUGUGUUGGGGGCACUUGCUUGGCAUCUCUCUGCAAACUUCUGGCUCAAGACUAUCGGAGCUGAUCUAGUGGAAUGCCGGAUUUGCUGCCAUGGCGUUUCCAUGGAGAAUACAGUGGUGAAGCCAAGCUUGUUGAAGUGAAAGGCCCCAGGCACUUGCUUGGCAUCUCUCUGCAAACUUCUUUCUUUUUCCAUUUCUCUUUUUAGAUUUGCAUUUUUUAUAGUUGUUUUAUGUAAGUAUGCAUGUAUUCAUUGAACUUGGAGAAAAUAGGGUAAUAAGCGGUUGCUACAAUAUGGCUUGAAAGUUGAAACUUAUUAUGCGUGUGCUUGGAUAUAUGUUGUUUUGGUGGUUGCAUGUCUUCGUUAAUUGACCAAAAUGUUGUGGGUUGUGUGGCUGUACUUCUUAUAUAUUGAUUCUGUGAGUGGAUAUUGAGAAAAAAAGAUUGGAGAAUCUUCAAAUCUUCAAAUUUACUAGUGUCUCUAGACUCUAAUCAUUUGAUGUACUAUACUGUAGAAGAUGGACUUAGGUUGUUAUAUAUAUAUAUAUAUGCCCAUCUGCAUUGGACACAACAGUACUGUUUCUUUGUAUAGUUUGUUGUCUUACAAAAAUUAACUUUAAGCCUAAUGUAAUGGCUUUUACGGAAAGAAAAAAAUCUAGCCUAAUAUCAUAUUUGUUUGUGGGAUGCAGCUGAGAAACUUAGUAUGGGCAACUUCAAAACAUGAUGCCUUAUCUCCAACUACUCUGUUAAUCACUGGUCAUCAUUAAGUGGUAAUUUUACUGAGAUAAUCAAUUUUGCUGGGCAUGUGGCACCGCCCCCUACUGAGCGUUUGAAUAAGAAAGGAGUAAGCUUUUGUACAUGGAUCACACAUGAUGAUAAUGUUAUAUCAAAUGCAGUUGAAAUAUAUGACAGCUUGAGUGGUGCAACGCAUAUUAUUGCCUCCAAUAAUGAUUGUGGUGUGAGAGAAUUUGACACAGAAAGGUUUCAGCCUUUGAAUAACUUCCAGUUCUCUUGGCCAGUGAAUGUGAGCCCUCUCAAUGCAAUCUGACUGAAGAAGUAUAUUUUUUAUUUUCUUUUCCUUUUUAGCUAAUUAUUCUCCCAUUCAGGUUCAUUUCAGCUUUGCUCUCAUAUAUACUGUUGUGUUUUUUCCCUUUAGUUGAUUAGAAAAAAAAAUUGUAUUAGAGAUAGCAAGAGAAAACAGAUAAAAAAGAUGCAGGAUAGAACUCUCGGAACUGAUAAAGAAAACCAAAACAGAAACACAAAAAUUGAAGUCCUAUACUAUAAAAUUAGUUAGUGUAGAGAAGCUGUCUAAUCUCUUUGUAUAUCUUAGAUGUUGAUACCAUGAAAAAAUACAUGUGCUGAAGACCAAAGAGAAGCCACACACACUUCUAUGUAAAUUUUUCUUCACCUUUUUUGGUUUGAUGUAAAUUUAUUGUGCAACCGUUUAAUUACUCCAUAUCGAUACAUUUCCUUGUGAAUCGAAGUGAUUUUCUUAUAACAAGCUGGUGCAGGUUACAUGAAUAGACUAUCUGAAUGUGAUAAAUUUUUUGUUGUGGUUGUUGAAUAUGAGGAAUCUAAGUGAAUAGCUUGCUUUUUCAAGUACGUCAUAUAUCAAGAUUUAACUUUUAAAAUUAAAAUAUUUGGGAUGAAAAUGUGAUUUAAAUCUUUCAAUUUUCACUUAAAAUUAAUCUUAAUCUUUAUGUGUGUGUUUUGGGUUCUGGCAAAAAAAAAAAAAAUAGAAGAAAAAGCGUGUUUCGGGUGAUGAUAAAUUUAUUUCAUUUUUAUGGUGUUAGAGUCACAUCAUACAGAAUUUUUCUACUUAUUAUAUGUAUAGCUAACCUGUGUAGAGUUAUUAUUUGGCAUUUUCUUAGUAAAAAUGUAAAACGAUUUAAUUUAAAAGAUUUGUUUUAAAUAGACAAAAAGUAAAAAUUAUUACUUAACAUCAUAUUUGUUAAUUUUUAAGCAUUACUCACGAAAGGAUUAGCUGGAAUCCAACCUGUUGAUAUUCCUGGGAUCCAAAAUGUAAGAUGUUUCUUCAUCCUCUUUGAUAAUGUUUCUUCAUCCAUGGCUGCUGAAGUAUAUUACCAGGCUAUUGGUACUUUGCAGUCCCGUUCUUAUCUGAAUAAUUUAAAUCAUCACCAAAAGCAUCAAAACAAUUUAGUAAGAUUGGUGUCUAGGGAUUUUAUCAGCAGUAAUGGCUUGUCAACGAGAAGAAGUAACUGCACUAGCUAGAGGAAUUGUAGUGUAAUUCGAUCUCUAGCCUCGCAAACAUCAGUCGCUGAUCCAGUGUUGUCCUCUUCAAGAAGCAAUGCUGGUGACACUUACAAGAAAUCAACUUUAAUCCUUAUUGGGCAUGGUGAGUCGUUAUGGAAUGAGAAGAACUUAUUCACAGGGUGUGUUGAUGUCCUUCUAAGCAAGAAGGGUAUAGAUGAGGCAAUUGAAGCUGGGAAAAGAAUUAGCAGCAUUCCUUCUGAAGCUGGAGUUUAUGCCUAUACUAGGGUAUGCUGUUUAUAGCCCUUUUAAGACCCUUUCUUUUUUUUAAUGAAAUGUUUAACAAUAGAUAUUAUUUGUCUGGAAGGCUGCAAUGGCACUUGCAGACCUCUACCAAUAGAUUGAAUAGAACAUAAAAAUGGUUUUGCUUGUGAAAUUAUUUGUCACGUGUCUC